UAAAGAAAUGUUAAAAAAUGGAGGAUUAAUGAUUCUUGAUGUAGGAAGUGGGACAGGUACAUGGACUUGUGAUAUGUCAACAGAUUUUCCAUUAAAUUUAUAUUUUGGGGUUGAAAUCUUACCAAUAUUUCCACAUGAAAAACCAAGAAAUAUAGUAUUUUUGAUAAAUGAUAUAUUAGAAGGGUUACCAUUUCGUUCAAAUUCAUUUGAUUAUAUACAUUUAAGAUUCAUGUCAUUAAGUUUAAAACCUGAUGUAUGGCAAGAUAAAUUGAUAAAUGAACUUGCGAGAGUUUUACGACCCGGAGGGUAUCUAGAAAUUAUGGAAAAUGAAAUCACUGUUUCAAAUCGUGGUCCAAAUGUUCAAGAAUUUUUUGAUAGAGUUCAUAAAAAAGUUCAUGAAGAAUUACGAUCAGAAGGUUAUAAUCCAACCAUCAUAAAGUUAAUGAAAGAAUUUUUAAUAAAUUCUGGAAGUUUUAAAAAUGAAGAUAUAAAACAUACAGUAAUGUAUGUACCUAUGGGUGAAUGGGGUGGUAAAUUAAGUGAAAUGGGAUUAAAAACUUAUUAUUCAUUAUUAAAAAUAUUUGCUAAUAUGAUUAAGAUUCCUAAAAAACAAAAUAUUGAUUCUUACUUGGAUUUGAUUAAUGAAGAGAUUAAUAAUUAUAAAUCUUGUAUGAUCAGCCAUAGGUUUGUUGCAAGAAAAAAAAAAAUAAUUUAAAUAGUUAAUAAAUUUUUAUAAAUGAUAUUUGAUCUAACCUUAGAAAUCUUUU
This is a messenger RNA of Rhizophagus irregularis DAOM 181602=DAOM 197198, 767 nucleotides long. The record is from RefSeq and is a predicted model, not a curated record. Lineage: Eukaryota; Fungi; Glomeromycota; Glomeromycetes; Glomerales; Glomeraceae.